Molecule: messenger RNA, 262 nt
Organism: Dentiscutata erythropus
Lineage: Eukaryota; Fungi; Glomeromycota; Glomeromycetes; Diversisporales; Gigasporaceae
Source: the annotation of a GenBank genome assembly
UGAUGGAACUACAGAUCCUAAAAAUUCAACUAAUAUAGAAGAUAAACUUGGUAUUGAAAAUAAAUCUGAUAUUGAAUGUGAAGAAGAUAGUUCUGGUAUUGAACUUGAAGUUGGUAUUGAAGAUGAAUUUGAUAUUGAAUAUAAAGAAGAUGGUUCUGGUAUUGAACUUGAAGAGAAUACUGAUAUUAUUAGUGAAUCUGAUAAUGUCUCUAAAAAAACUGAUAAUUAUCAAUAUAGGCAUCUAUAUCAGGAAAUUUUUUAA